AUGCUUCAAUAUCAACUACACAGUGUAGCACUUGCUGCCUUUGCCCUUUUUCAGGUAACCUUGUCUGCUUCGUUGGAAAGCCGGGCUUGCGAUUGCUGGAAGACAAAGGAAGAUGGCACGCUCUUCACCAAUUACAAGACCAUUGACUUUCGUUCGCUGGCCAAGUACGCCGGGCCCGUGCCUGCAGUCAUCAACGACUGGAACGGCAAUGCUCAGGCCGGGCCAACCAGUGCCUAUUUCAAGUCAUCGACCUGGACCAACUUUUUCGGCUUGCAAAACUGGGGAGACACAACAACUCCCAUCAAGAAGAUCAAUUCUCUAAACAAUGCCUACAUUCAGAACAACACUGAUGGCACUACCUAUCUCACCUUUCGAACGUAUCGGACCAAGAAGUUCCAGUCCAUUGUUGAAGCGGACUCGGUGGCGGAUGACUAUACCGCCGUAUCAAUGCGCUUCCGCUCCCGAGUCCACGGCAACAGCGGUGCCUGUGCCGGCGGCUUCACCUACAAGUCGUACGAGGACGGCGUUCAGCACGAGUCGGACACCGAGUUCCUCACCAAUGGCCCCACCAACGUCAUCCACUACACCACCCACCCAGAGGAGGAGGAUCACGACUUUGACGGCACCUUUACGAUUGAGGCCCCAGACAGCAGCCGCUGGACCAACUUCCAGGAGCACCGAGUAGACUGGACGCAGCCCAAGACGACCUGGUACCUGAACGGCAAGCAGAACGGUCAGCUCCCCCACGAGGACGCUCAGGAACCUAGUUACCUCAUCUUCAACAUGUGGUCAGAGGGCAACCCAGAGUGGGAGGGCACCAUGGCAGUUGGCGGCUCGGCCUACUUUGAUUUGCAGUAUAUUCAGGUUGCCUAUAACACGUCGACACCACGCACCCGUGCUUGCACCAGCACUUGUACGCUGUCAUAG
Messenger RNA from Pestalotiopsis fici W106-1, 927 nucleotides. RefSeq lists its product as uncharacterized. The transcript has a single exon. Lineage: Eukaryota; Fungi; Ascomycota; Sordariomycetes; Amphisphaeriales; Sporocadaceae. The record is from RefSeq and is a predicted model, not a curated record. Gene Ontology annotation, biological process: carbohydrate metabolic process. Gene Ontology annotation, molecular function: hydrolase activity, hydrolyzing O-glycosyl compounds. Bases 1 to 927 code for a protein of 308 amino acids.